Parasteatoda tepidariorum (common house spider) is the source of this 5451-nucleotide messenger RNA. RefSeq lists its product as uncharacterized. Lineage: Eukaryota; Metazoa; Arthropoda; Arachnida; Araneae; Theridiidae. The record is from RefSeq and is a predicted model, not a curated record.
AACACCUCCCUCUCCGGAACAGACCAAUAUCACCGGGUAUCCAGAGCCAGUGAACCCAAUCAGAAAGACGUGCGAAGAUUGCAGGAUGCCUGGGGCAAACGAUUAAAUUUGAUAAUAUUCUUUCCUGAAAUGAGGCGUAUAACGCUUAAAAUGGUUCAAGAAACAAAAUUGGAAAGGUUUAGAAUUUGGGCAAUGAUCUUGAGACGUAAGAACCUAAGAAACAAAUCCCCAAAAAGUAAGGUAUUGCAAAAUGUUCAUGUUCCCACAAAGAAAUAUCUAAAUAAGACAAAGCAUUCUAAAAAGCAGAAGAAAUCUAUAGACAAUGUGACACACUUAUCACAGUUAAAUAAGCACAAUGAAACAUCUUCCAGAUCUGAUUCUUCAUUCCAAGAGUCAGUACGAUUGACAAGAAGUAGUACUAGUUCAGGAAGUAUUUUUAAAAGUAAGGAAGCAUCAAAAAAUUCUGCAUCUAGUAAAGGUGGUUUUCAUUCCUCUUCUGUCGAUGAUGGCGACUUAUCUUGCCGUAAGAUUAGAUUAAGGAGUUCAGUAAAUGUGUCUGAAUUUGCUUCAAAAUUAAGGAAGAAAAAUGAAAACUUGCCUGAAAAAUCUAGAACCAAAAUUUCUUCUCAACAUUUAGCAGCUAAAAGGAAGAAAGCAAAACCUUAUGACAAAGCUAAACAUUCUCAAAAAACUACUAUACAAUCCCAAAAUUCAGAAAAGAAUAAGAGCUGUAGAAACAAAAGAAAUUUUUUCAAAAAAGCUGUUGAUUCCACUUCCUGCCUUGAUGGUAUGUAUUUUAGGUCUGUUCCUAUUGAUGAUUUUUUCAUAACUGAUUGUCGAGCUAGAUUGAGAUCAUCAAGUUCAUCACGCAGAAGCAUUUUAAUUGAAGAGGAAAAUAAUGAAAAGUAUCAUCAAUCUGCCAGCGCAAAAGUUUCUAAAAUGAAGUUAGCAAAUAAAAAACUUGUUUCUCCUAAAAAACCUUCUAAAGUUAAAUCCACUCAGAAAAAUGGAUUAAAAAAGAUAGAAAAUUUUAAAGAUAAAAAGAAAAGAAUUCAAGUAACAAAUGAUAGCUCUGACAAACUUUCUGCCAACAAUAAAAAAAGUUCUAUUCUUCCUUCAGUGUUCGCUGAAAUGGAUGAUUUAAUUUUGAAUACUUCCAUCUUAUAUGAAUCUGAAGAUUCAAGCUAUGAACUGCGAAAAAAGAGUAAAAAAGAUUUGCAACUUCAAGCCAGGAGAAGCACAAGAGUCAGUAAAAGAUUGAGUCCAAGUGAUGUUAAGGACGAUUCAACCAUGAAUUUAAAUAACCUUGGAAGGAAGAGGAAAGAAUCAGCUAAGUGCUAUACUAAAAAGACUGAGAAAAUUAAAGUUAACAAUAAAAAAACAGUGAAUGCAACUGGCCACCAAGGGUCUGUCAAAGAAAAUGUAAAACAAACAAGACUGACUGUGUCUAGUAGAAAAAUAACUGAUAUUAACAGUUUUUCAUCCCCUUUAUCAGCAACAGUUCUAUCUAAAUCACUUCCGAACAAGUUUUGCUACCGCUUGAAUUCUAUUCCUGUUGAUGAUCUUACUGUAACUGCACUUUCUACUCCUCCUACCAUUGAAAGAUUAUUUGCAUCUAAUUUGGCUAAAAGACCGAGUGUUUCAUCAACUCCACUUUUAAUUAAAAAAAGUUCAUCUAGGGUUGACAUUGUCAGAAAAUCAUUACCAGGUAAAGGAUCCUUGAAACGUAAGCGGUGGGUAAUGAACUCAUUGAAAGGACUGAAUGAAGGAUAUGAAGAUGAUCUUUUUGAGAAUCGUGAAAUCCAAGUACCUUCUCUGUUAGACGAUUCAGACAUGUCUGAUAUAAGCAUUGCAACUCCAAAAUGUGCGUACUUGGUAUCUCCUAAUCUCCCUGUAAAAACUCCUCAUUUCAAAGAUUGCUAUAGUCCUACUCAACUUUUCAACUCUAGGAAAGUUGCUGAAGAAUAUAUGCACAGGCGUAAUAAAAAUAGAAAAAAAAAUUCAACAGGAGAAGUUGCAGUCUCUGCAGGGAAGAAAACCAGCCCAUCUAAAAAUAAUAUAAAUGUUUCUUCUGAAGCAAAAAGAUCGAAAUUACUGGAGUUAGUUGAUACUCUUAAUAUGAGACAAAAUUCAAUAGAAUUGAAUGAGGACAAUGAGGAAGACGACUAUUUUAAUGAUAUUUCAUUUUGAAACCACUGUUUUAGCAGAACAUUUUGUCCAUGGCUUUAAAAUGUUUUUCAAUCUAAAUUCUUUUUCUAUGUUUCAUUAACAUAUUCAAUGUUUCCAUAUCACUUUGUGUAAUGACUCAAUAAAUUUCAUAAAGGACUUCCUUGAACUUGUAUUAUAAUUUAUUUUCUCUCUUUAUUAAAAUUCUUUCUGGUAUCAAUAUGAUUUUCUGAAAUAAUUCUUUUUUUCAUUUCUUAUUUAUAAGCAUGUUUAAAAUAACUUUGAAAAAAUACAUUUUUCUUUUUUUUUUAAUGCAAAUUUUUAAUAAGUUGAAUAAUAUCAAUUCUGUUCUGAGCAAACUAGUUCUGUUCUGAGCUUUUCAAAGUAAUUAUAAUGAGUAUUUUUGGACAAUCUUAAGUUUUUUUAAAAAAGAAUUUCUCUGAUUUCAUUUGAUUUAAGUUGUCUGGGUUAUUUAUUUAAAUAAAAUAUUUUAGUUCUUAAUUUAUUUGAUUAAAUGUUCAUGAAAUUUUCAUUCAUUUAAUUGUUAAUGAAAUAUUUUUGAUGUUAAAGUUUUGUGUUUUGAAAAUUAACUAAGAACUUUUUUUAUUAAAAUAAAUGGUGGCAAGACUAAGACCAAUGGAAAAACUUCCAUUGUAUCUGUGUUACUAAAAAUGAUGUGAAAAGUUACGAGAACUACAUCUAGAUUUAAAAGCUGUUUAAAUAAUUUUUCAAUGAACUAAAGUGAAAGUUUAGUUAAAUAGAGUUGCCAACUGUUUGUUGUAAAGUUGUCAAUAAAGCAUUUUAAUUGUAAAGAUUUUUUCAAAACAUAUACUAAUAAGCAAAGUACUCCUUAUUUUAACAGCUAAUUUUUUAAUUUUUUUUAAAUGAUUGUAAGUAAUUAAUAAAAGUAAUUAUUAGUUUAAUUAUCUUUAAAUAUAUCUCCUUUUCUGUUUUAAAUUUGUUUUCAACAUCUUAAAUUGGUACACCAAAAUUAUGAUUUGAUGAAUAUGUCUAAUAAUUUAUGUUUGUAUUUCAAGAAAGUAUUGAAAUGUCUUUGCUCUGUAAAACUACAUGUUCAACUUUCAAAUCCAAUUUCAGUCUUUAUUCUGUUUCACAGAUUGAGCUCAUUAAUAUAUCAGGGCUCUUAAUUGUAUUAAUAUUUCUGAGGAAAAAAAAGUGUCCUUUUUUAUCCUGAUUUUGCGGGCAUGUUCAGAUCAUAUCAUUUUCUAUCAAUAUAAAAAUUGAUGGGAAAAAUCAAAAGAUUUGAAUUUUUAUUCCAACAUCUUUUUAACUGCCGCUUAUUGGUAUGAGAGAAUAAUUAUUAAUUUGUAAUGUUUUUUUUUUUAAUGCAGCAAUUUAUAAAAUUUUUGCUAUGUAACUAUUAUUUGCUGUUCCUUGUUCUAUUAAUAAAAUUAUGUUGAAAAACAAUGUUCUGCUCUAAACAGUGUAAUUUUGUAAUUGAAUAUAGUAUGUUUUAUUAUUUUUUCCAAGAAAAUUUGCCUUUAUUGUACUUAAUUAUGCUUUUUUUGAAGUUUUUUUUUCUCCUUUUCCAUCCUUAAGUGGGAUGAUAUGCAGUGGAACCCGCUUACGAAGUUUUUCAAGGGAGUGGAAAGAAAUGACUUAUUAAACUGGAAAACUUCUUAAACGGUGAAGUUUAAAAACACACAAAUUCAAAACUAAAAAUUUUUGUAACUUAUAUUACAGGAUCAGCAUAAUGGAAUAAAUAUUUAAUUUUACUAUUCAUUUAGACAAAAAUUGCUUAUAAAUAAAAGCAAAGUUACCUACCUUAUUUUUUAUUUUAUAUAAUGUUACACAGAGGAUUUACACAGACAUGCACAAUUUUUACAUUUGUUGAUAAGAUUUUUGCUAGAAAAAAUCGUGUAAAGUGGUUUGUUUUUGUUUCUUCUCACCGUCCUUUAACUGAAAAUUGUCCAACUACUGUAAAUAUUUGAACAUUUCUGGGGGCACAUUUUUAACACAGUAAAUUGUUUUUUGUUAAUUUUGCAUAGUUCAGGUACCUGUUUUUGUGACAGAAAGUUAAAACUAGAUAAGGUAUUUUAAAGUUAAAAAAAAAGAAGAAAAUUAAAAGCACGCGGAAACUUCUUAAACGGGAAAAGACCUUUUUAUAAAGAUAAACUUAACAUUAUGGUAUUUUUUUCUUAAACAACUUCUUAGGUGGGAAAACUUUUUAAAUGUGUUCCUCUGUAUACUAUAAUGGUACAUGUAUCUGUGAAACUUGAUCUAUAAUUAAGUAAUGUUAAGUAAUGAUGUAAAAUGUUAUAUACAAGUAUACCUGUAUUGAUUGAUCUAAUAACUCUUGAAAAUAUCAUCUGAAUUACCUAUUCAAUAUUUUUUUAAGUUUAAAAAAAUACUUUUUUUCUUAUAAAUUAAAAAGAAGUUUGAUUUAAAUCCAAAAAGUCUGAUUUAAAUUAACUAGAUUUUUUAUGUAUUUUUUUCUUUUAGAAAAACAAAAAAACAUGAAACCCUAUUAUUCUAACAUUUUUAUUUUCCUUGACAUAAUUAAAUCUCGUUCCUUUAGCAAAUGUUUUAUUCAUGUAAAAUUUUUUUUAGUUCAGUGAACAAAAAUGUGCGAAUGGUUUACCCAAUUGUAUGGUGAAUGAUUUGUCCCUAACCACUGAAAUAAAUUUUUUUUUAUUUUUAAAGUUCAAGCUUUAAGGUUGUUGAAGUCAUUAAGAAAACUCCAAUGUUAGAAUUAAAAAAGCAGUCUGAACAAGAACUUUAAAAAAUGUUUCUGAAACUUUUUAAUUUAAUUACAAAAAUACAUUAUGGCAGGUUGAAGUUACUUUAAAACACAUUAAAUGAGCGUGAUAUUUACAUUAUUUUUCAGGAGUUGUAAGAUUAAUCCACACAUUUUCUAUCCUGAGUUUGGUACUAAAAGCGGAUAACUCAAUAUUUUUCAAUUUUGAGUUAUGCAUACUGUUUUACAAUUAAGUAUUCUCAUUGUAUGUUUGAAAUGUUACAACUAGAUAAUUUUGCAUCUAACCAGGUAUAGAAACUCAGUUAAAAGUGUUAGAACAAAAAUAUUUCUUUUAAUGUAACCAAAUAUCAAGUAAGAGCAUUAAUUUUUAUUAAAACAGAUUGUAAAGUUAACCAAUAUAUAUUAUAUUUAAUUUAUUGUCAAGAGAGUCAUUUUCAAUGACCAGUAAAACAAGGAAAGUGUAACAAAAAAUGUUUACACUAUCAACAGUUCUGAAAACUUUUAAAUUUCAUGAAAAAUAUGGUUUAUGAUGGUUAGAACAUAAAAGAUUAAUCAGAACACAAAAA